This is a messenger RNA of Elaeis guineensis (African oil palm), 2005 nucleotides long. RefSeq names its product solanesyl-diphosphate synthase 1, mitochondrial. Gene Ontology annotation, molecular function: prenyltransferase activity. NCBI's taxonomy places the organism in Eukaryota, Viridiplantae, Streptophyta, Magnoliopsida, Arecales, Arecaceae. Gene Ontology annotation, cellular component: transferase complex. Gene Ontology annotation, biological process: isoprenoid biosynthetic process; ubiquinone biosynthetic process. The record is from RefSeq and is a predicted model, not a curated record.
CUUCCUUAUUUUCCUAUUUUCAUAAGGUGCCCAUCUCUCCUGGGCAUCCCCUCGAGUCCGGAGUCGCGUUCACGUUUCAACCCCUCCGCCGCCCUCAACGCUUCUAUCCCAUCUCCUCCGCUUCUUCCUUUACCACGAACACACCCCCCCCUCCUCUCUCUCUCUCUUCCGUCCCCUCCUCUCUCUCUCACACACACACACACGCACACCCCUCUGGAAGUCAGGGAAAGAUUCGGAUUUUGAUUUGUUAAGAUCAAUCUUCAGCGCUGAGAAGAGGAGGAAAAGCCGAGAGUUGGGUCCGGAAGGAUCAAAGAACAUGACACUAUAAUUUCGUUACUUUUGUAUUAGAUUGGUCCUUCUAUCUAUCAUUUUAAGAGAUCUAGGCUUGAACGCAUCGGUUCUUAUGUAUCUGAGGUGGGCUUUGAGGAGCUUGAGCUCAAGAACGAGAUUUUUUGGCCGGAGACCUGAAAGUUUUUUGAUGGAGGCUCGUGUUGGAACGCUGCUGAGUGGAUAUGCUUCUAGUUCGAUCUCGAAGUAGGCAUUGGGUUUCAGAGAAUCGUUAUUUUGGGGUUCACGUGGCUUACAUGACAUCAGAUAUCAGAUUGAUCAAGAGCGGAACACUCUGGCUGAGGAACCUUUGGAUCCAUUUUCCCUUGUUGCUGAUGAAUUGUCCAUUAUUGCAAAUAGACUUCGUGCAAUGGUGGUUGCCGAGGUCCCAAAGCUAGCAUCAGCUGCUGAAUACUUUUUCAAAAUGGGUAUUGAAGGAAAAAGAUUCCGUCCUACGGUCUUGUUGUUGAUGGCAUCAGCUUUGGAUAUGCCCCUACCACAUUCAGUUGUCGAUGGUGUGUUUCAUAGCUUACCAAAUGAAUUGCGUUCAAGACAACAGUGUAUUGCAGAAAUUACUGAAAUGAUUCAUGUGGCUAGCCUUCUUCAUGAUGACGUCUUGGAUGAUGCAGAAACAAGGCGUGGUGUUGGCUCAUUGAAUUUUGUUAUGGGAAACAAGCUUGCUGUGCUAGCAGGAGAUUUUCUGCUCUCCAGAGCUUGUGUUGCACUAGCAUCACUGAAAAAUACAGAGGUUGUAUCAUUACUUGCAACUGUUGUGGAACAUCUAGUUACUGGUGAAACCAUGCAAAUGUCAACCACAUCUGAGCAACGUUGUAGCAUGGAGUAUUACCUGCAGAAGACAUACUACAAGACAGCCUCAUUAAUUUCAAACAGUUGCAAAGCUAUUGCUCUCCUAGCCGGGCAAACUGCUGAAGUUUCGAUGCUUGCUUAUGAAUAUGGCCGAAAUCUGGGUCUGGCAUUUCAGUUGAUAGAUGAUGUUCUUGAUUUCACUGGCACAUCAGUUUCACUGGGAAAAGGUUCUUUAUCUGACAUCCGCCAUGGAAUUGUAACAGCUCCCAUAUUAUUUGCCAUAGAAGAGUUCCCUCAGCUGCGUGAGCUUGUAGAACGAGGCUUUGACAACCCUAAUGAUGUUGAUGCUGCUCUCGACUACCUUGGGAAGAGUCGGGGAAUCCAGAGAACAAAGGAACUAGCUCAAGAGCAUGCAAACCGUGCUGUGAAAGCAAUCGAAGCUCUUCCUUACAGUGAUGAUGAGGAUAUCCAGAUGUCAAGGCGUGCUCUUGUUGAUCUUACUCAUAGAGUCAUCACAAGAACAAAGUGAAAACACCCAUCCGCCAUGCUGAGAAAGCCCACCUGUCUUCACCUAUAUUCUGAAAAUCUGGAUUUAUUGUUGCCUUUGUUUCCUGUCAAAUCAUUGCCCAUUCUAUUCAUACUUAUCCCUUGGCUCUGAAGAUCCAAAUUGUCAUGUAGUUCAAAUUUAUUGAUUUUUCGCCAUAAAUUUCAGCUCUCAUAGGUGUAAUCUAUUUAUUCAGAUAAACGCCUUGGCCCGUGGCUGUUUUUGGAUAACCAGGUCUGAAGCUUCGUUUCUGACCUCCAAGAAAAUAUCAUGCACCAAUACGUGGCAGUAGAUGACUUGUAUCAGCUAAAAUGGUUGUUUCUUGUA